AACGCGUGGUCAGCCGCAAAUCCGGUUGCUUUCCCGCUCGUUCUUAUCGGGAUAAGGGUGGGCCAAGCCACCUACCACUCCAUAGAAUUUCCACACCAAUUAUUCUCCACCUCUUUCACACAUAGCCAAUCCACCAACCAGCCCAGCCAAUUCAGUUUCCCCACAUCUACCGGUACUCACCUAAACCGCGCUGCACCACAAAAAUGCUCCUCUCAACCGACCCAUUACCCGCCGAACUGGUCCGCGCCUUGACAAUCUUCACCGACCCGUUUCAGAAAACUGCGAAUGCCUUCCUCAGCAUUCCCACCGUCCGAGAAAAUGCCUUCACGCGUGUCUGCGAGCUCCACAACACCCUGGAAAUCCUCUCGACCGUCCCCGAGCCCAUCGUCGCCCUCAUGCAAAUUCUCGGUACCAGAAUCGCCAGCGGCCACGACUUUGCUCGAAGUAGCGCUCGGGAAUACCUGGGCUUCAUGCUAAACGCGGAAUUCGUCCUUUUUGAGGCGUACCGGAUAUACGGACUGCGCAUGAACCCGUCGCUCUCGCAUUGGGUGGAUGUUUGUCGGGACUACGAAGCGGUGGAGAGGCAGAAGCAGAUGCAGCAGGGCGAUGGCCGGGGCGCAGGAUCGGGCAUUCGCGAGGAGGUACUGAGGAUUCGGGUUGCGUUUGUCAAGGGGAUUCUGGGCGAACAUGGGGAUAGGCUGGCAGGGCUUUCGCCGCAUGAGUUUGCCGGUCGGGGCUUGGAGUUUGUGGUUGAUGUGGAAUCUUUUACGGAGGCUUUGCGCGAGCAGGGGAUUUACGAUGCGCCGAUGGAGGGGAAGAACAACCUCAGGGGAGGCGAUGGAGGUGCCAAGAAAGGGCAAAAUAGGCGGGAGUUGGGUAUUGACGAGGCCGGAGCGAGUGUUGGUGGGAGUGGAUGUUCCUCUGCUAGUGGGCUUACGUCCGGCGUGCAAACACCAUCGAACGGACGUCCUUCACCACUUGCCCAAGACACAGCGGCCGAAGUCUCAGCCUUCCUCGUCAGGGCCAUGUCGGAAGAGCUCCGCCCGAACGUCGUAAGCUCCCUACUCGCGACGCUAAAAUCUACACCGUCUCUUCUAACCACAUACCCACUGGACUUUCUCUCGACUCCUACCCUCGCUAGCCUGAUAUCCAACAACCCAGUCUUGGCCCGAGGAAUCCUCCUUCUUCUCCUCUCCUCGCCCAUUACCACCACUACCCCACCAUCGCCCUCUAACUCCCACCGUCGCCAAGAAAUCCUCUCAGGCCUCUCCUUCCUAACCCCUACCCUCAACGCCCUGGAAACCAUAAAUAUCCUUAUCACCCAAACCUCGGCCCUCACAGAGGAUGAGACAAACCUUCUAAUACAUAACUUUCUAUCAAACGGGACGCGCUCGGCGGAGGAAAUGCUCGACGGCGAGUACCGCGAUGGCGGUAGCGGGAAGAGGGCGCAGGCACGGCAGGUGCAGCUGUUGUGUCUGUUCGUGCAGAGUCUUUUGCGUGCGGGCGUCAUUUCCCUGCGGGAUGUGUACUAUGAGGUGCAGAUGUUGGGCGUUACGUUUAUGUAUGUUAAGGAGGCGAGGGAGCUGUGGAAGGCUGUCUGUGGGUGAGCAGGGGGAGUUGGGUUUUUUACGAUUUACGGUUUGGCCCGGCUCGCUUUAUUCUGCAGUGAUUUGUUUUUGCUUUGUUUUACUCUUGUGCAUCGAGUGGAAAGGGGGCUUGCAUUGUCGGUUGGCUGGAGGUUUGACUGGGAUUUACUUUACUUUGUAUGGGGGGGCCUGGCAGGCGUUGUGAUACUUUACUCUACUUUACUUUAAUUUCCUUCACCUUGCUUUGUAUUUUAUC
Messenger RNA from Tuber melanosporum (Perigord truffle), 1842 nucleotides. RefSeq lists its product as uncharacterized. The record is from RefSeq and is a predicted model, not a curated record. The transcript has a single exon. Bases 204 to 1607 code for a protein of 467 amino acids. Lineage: Eukaryota; Fungi; Ascomycota; Pezizomycetes; Pezizales; Tuberaceae. Gene Ontology annotation, biological process: mRNA catabolic process; negative regulation of translation. Gene Ontology annotation, cellular component: CCR4-NOT complex.